Acanthocheilonema viteae is the source of this 1527-nucleotide messenger RNA. The record is from the annotation of a GenBank genome assembly. NCBI's taxonomy places the organism in Eukaryota, Metazoa, Nematoda, Chromadorea, Rhabditida, Onchocercidae.
AUGUCAUCUGAAAAACCAAAAGUUAAAAAUGAUUGGCGAGAUUAUAUCUGCUUGAUCCUUUUGUUUGUCAUUAACUUGCUUAAUUACAUGGAUCGAUUUACAGUUGCUGGCGUCUUGACGCAGGUUCAAACAUUUUUUUCGAUUGAUGAUACCGGAGCAGGUUUACUACAGACAAUAUUUAUUGUAUUCUAUAUGGUAGUUGCACCGCUGUGUGGUUUUCUCGGCGAUCGAUGUAAUCGUAAAUGGGUAAUGAUCAUUGGUAUAGCAACAUGGAUUCUUGCUGUCAUAGCAUCAUCAUUCGUGCCCGCUAAUCUGUUUUGGUUAUUUCUACUAUUACGAGGUGUUGUUGGUAUUGGCGAAGCAUCAUAUGCAACAGUUGCACCAACAGUAAUUGCUGAUAUAUUUUCAACUUCGGUGCGCAGUAGAGGAAUCAUGUUUUUUUAUUUCGCGAUACCAAUUGGAAGUGGUAUGGGCUAUAUCGUAUCAUCGAAUGUUUCAUCGUUACUGGGUAGUUGGAAGUGGGGUCUCCGGAUGACACCAUUUCUAGGCGCGUUAUGUAUCCCGGGUGUCAUCCUGGUUAUGAAAGAACCGAAACUUGGCCAAGCGGAAAGUGUCGCUGCUAACAGUCUACAGAGAACUUCAUAUUGGGAAGAUAUCAAAGCAAUUUGUGCAAUUCCAACCUAUGUUUAUGCAACACUCGCUUAUACAUCAGUGAUAUUUGCAACAGGCACAUUAUCGUGGUGGGGACCGACGGCCAUCGAACAUUCCGUCGCUAUGAAGCAGAAUUUGAAUAAUACUUAUCAACUCAGCAGUGAACAAAAAAAUAGUAUAUCACUCACUUUUGGUAUAAUAACGGUAGUUGGUGGAAUUUUGGGUGUUUCAAGUGGUACAGUGUUGUCACAGGUCGGUUUUAAUUAUGGUGUUAAAAAGAUCGAUAAAUGCGAGAUUGCAAAUUGCUGUAAAUUUUGGUCACACGGUAAAUGGUGCUGUAAGCCUAUUAGAACAGUUCGCUCCAAUGCUUUGGUAUGCGCUAUUGGAUCUAUGCUUGCAGUACCAUUUCUUUUUAUGGGCCUUCAUUUAUGCACAAUAAAUAUCAGCCUUGCUUGGGUGUUCAUCUUUUUAACAGUCGUAUCGCUAUGCUUAAAUUGGGCCAUAAGCAUCGAUAUGCUUCUUGAUAUAAUCGUACCGCAGCGACGAUCGAUUGCAAAUUCAUGGCAAAUCCUUAUAUCACAUUUGUUUGGUGAUGCUUCUGGACCGUACAUUGUUGGUUUGGUAUCUGAUUGGAUACGAGGCCCCGAUAGUACUCCAGCAGCAUGUUUUCAGUCAUUAGCUAAAGCAUUUUACAUACCUAAUAUUGUGUUAAUUAUCAGUGUUUUACUGUUCUUCGGUGCCGCAGCGUCUUUUAUUCGUGAUCGAAACAGAUUUUUACAGCAAAUAGACUGUUCAAAAUACGGUCGUUCCAGUGCCAUAUAUAACGGUAAUGAGGUGAAUAUUGGAAAUGGUGCAAUAAACAGUGCACUUAAAUAA